GAAGAAGAGGAAUCGGAGGAGGGGGAGGCGCGACAAGCAGCUCAGCAGUCAAGGCGGCUGUUCUUCGGAGAGCAGGCGUGUGGCCCUUUCCCCGCCUUCUUUCCCUUCCCCUCCCAGUGAGUGAUUCAAGCCGUGCGCUUCCCACUUCCGCCCCCUCCGCCUGCCAUUGGAACUAGCAAAGCCGAACAAGUUGGGGCCGUCGAACAGCUGGCGCUUCCCUUCCUCCUCCUCUCCUCUUCUCUCCUUCCCUCUUCAUCCCUGGCCGCCGCCGCCGCCGCCGCCGCCCGGAGGCCUAGAAACCGCAAAGCCCCCAGCCCACGCCGCGGCAGACAUGAGCUUCUUGUUUGGUAGCCGCUCCUCUAAAACAUUUAAACCAAAGAAGAACAUUCCAGAGGGUUCUCACCAGUAUGAGCUCUUAAAGCACGCAGAAGCCACACUUGGUAGUGGUAAUCUCCGGAUGGCGGUCAUGCUUCCUGAGGGGGAAGAUCUAAAUGAAUGGGUUGCAGUGAACACUGUGGAUUUCUUCAAUCAGAUUAAUAUGCUUUAUGGAACAAUCACAGAUUUCUGUACAGAGGAAAGUUGUCCGGUGAUGUCAGCUGGCCCAAAAUAUGAGUAUCACUGGGCAGAUGGAACAAACAUAAAGAAGCCUAUUAAGUGCUCUGCGCCAAAGUAUAUUGAUUACCUGAUGACUUGGGUUCAGGACCAGUUGGAUGAUGAGACAUUAUUUCCAUCAAAAAUUGGUGUCCCAUUCCCGAAGAAUUUCAUGUCUGUGGCAAAAACUAUACUCAAACGCCUCUUUAGGGUUUAUGCUCACAUUUAUCAUCAGCAUUUCGAUCCUGUAAUCCAACUUCAGGAGGAAGCACAUCUCAAUACUUCUUUCAAGCACUUUAUUUUUUUUGUCCAGGAAUUCAACCUUAUUGAUAGAAGAGAACUUGCACCACUCCAAGAACUGAUUGAAAAACUCACCUCAAAGGACAGAUAAAAGGACGCAGAGCGGUGCAAAUUGUUCCUCAAAUGAAGUGUGUGGAGUUUAUUUGGAUUUGGUUGUGUUUUAUUUUUAUCUCGGUCAUUUUUGUCAUAGGUUUAGGGGGCUUGUUUGGGUUUCUUUUUCUUUAUUCUGAGUAAGUGAAACCAUAUUCAAUUGCUAGAGGAAGCCAAGAACCAUUCUCUGUAAAUUUGAUAGGGGUAAGUUUUGUCUUAGUGGCAUAUGGUGGGUUUUUUUGUUUGUUUUUUUUACUUGGUUUGCUUACUUGCAGAAUUUUUGAUAAUACUGUGUGCUGAAAGAAAACGCUUGCUGAUUGGACUGAUGACAGUUGGGGGUUCUGUGUUGUGUAAAUUGUGGCCAAUUUCUGAAGUCCCCAAAAGACUUAUGUUUUUAAGUGCCUUGGUAGGCUCACUUCUGAGGUGCAAAGCACAGACAUAGAACUGAACAGGGCUUGAACAAUAUUAGGAUUACUACCCAGGGCACUUACUGAUGCAUGUUUUAAAAUGUCUAUGAUAAAAGCCAUAGUUUACCAAAAUUGGUGAUCUCCAGCUUUUACUACAUUAAAGAAACACAAUUUGUAAAGGUGUGCAUGUAGAACGUACAAAAUUAGUAUUUAUUAAUUAUUUUUGAUAUUGAUGGUAAUUCUGUUCAACAAAUGUUUAAAGUUCUACAAGCAGGUCUUUCUUCCAUCUCUUGAUAUCUGUGAUAUUGAAACUAAAGGAUGUUGAAGUGUAAUACCUAUUGCAUUUUAGCUUCUUUCUACAUGUUAACUGCACUCUAGGUGUAAAAAUUCAGGUUUUACAUAGGUUUGCCAUCUUCAGAGGUGAUGCUGAACUGUGAGGUUUCUUAGCAAUUGCCAAAUGAGCCAUAAGUCUAGAGAAUUCCCUUCUACUUUGAAGAGGAGGGGAUGGAUAAGAGUGUGUGUUUGGUUGGGAGGGUUUGUUUGUAUGGGGAGCUAUAGAUGGAAUUGUAUGAUGAGUCAAGUUCAGAAAGUCUUGUCUUAAAAUCCUUGAGUAGAGUGGCAUGAAGUUUUUAACCAAUUUCUUGUAAACAAAGUCUUAGAGACUUCCUUUUAGGAAUCAACUUCCAUGAGAAGUUAAACAUAAAUUAUUAAUUUUAGGUGUAGACAUUAAACAUGGAAUUUAAGAACUGUUUGGGGGAAAUUGAUCACUCUCCAGCAUUUCCAUUCAGUGAAUGGAGCUGGUGUUUGCCUGUCAUUUUAAAAUGAUACAGUACCCUUCUCUGCUUAUGAUAGGCCCAAUUUGAAGCAUUCUGACUUCUGAUUUUUCUACUGUGAAAGGAAAUCUUUUUCUUUGCAGUGAUAUCAAACAAUGUAAGUGCUAAUUUAGUAGUUAUUAACUUUUACAUUUUAUUUGUCAUGGCUUUCUAGUGAAUUAUUCCCAUAAGUAAAAAGUUCAGAAAGUUAAUUUUUAAAAUAAUUUUAACAUUUUUCACUUCAAUUUUAGUCUUGAGAAGUAUCUUUUUCAGACUUCCUUUUGAUUUUGUCAUUUCUGGUAAGAUCUGUUUCCUUCAGUUACAAAUAUAUAUUCUUCCUUUAGUGUGAAAUAUAUACCUUUUUUCCUUGUGGAAUAGAUAUCUUGCUUUGAAAUUAUAUAGACUAAAAAUGGUCAGUAGGCGAGAAUCUAAAAUUAAAUAAAUCAGUCUGUCUUUGCCAUUAACAGGGAGAGCAGUGAUAUAAUUUAAUGCCAUUACAGUUAUGAUGACUAGGAACUGCCUUUUUCUCCAUUUCAUUUCUAACAAUCAUUCUCCAAGUACCAACAGUAGAAGUAAUGGGAGAGCCUGGCAAGUAUGUUGGAUGUUCAUUGGUAAUGGUUAUUGAUAAACUGCAGUGAGAAGUAACUGAUGUCCUUAAAACAAAUAUUUUAUUACCUAGGUAGGUAAUAUCAAUCCCUGUAGGUUGAUUCAGAAAUAAAAUUUGGCAUCAAGUGACAUGGGGUCCUAUUUAUUGAUGAAAAUGAAGCAUGAUUAUUCCAGUAGUCUUCCAUACUGCGUUGGACUUUGUAUCAUCCUAGUAACAAAGGGGUUGCAAAUAGCCAAGUGUAGAAAAUACUGAAAAAUCGUUCUUGCUCUUUCAAGCCUUACACAGUAGUACACUGUAAAAAUGGAAGGAUGUUUCUAUAAAAUAAUGUUUAGUACUAGGCCCUACUUUCCUACCGUGUGUAGAUAGGAGUUUGUUGUCACUGUGUCAGAAUCUCAGGUGCCUGCUUCUGAGUAUUCCUUUAAACAGAGGUAUUAUUAGGAAGUAAGGAGGUAAUGUACGCAUGGAUAUGGUAACAAAGUAGAGAAGUUCUCCCAGGGAGAGGCCUGGCAUUGUACAUGGGGUUACAUGGCCACAGGUAAGGAAACACCCACCAGAGCAUGUGAGAAAUAACCAGUUUAACAAAACUUGCUUUGAUUUGAUUCGUUUCCAUGAGCGUUAAUAAGAUGCCCUUUAUAAAAUAAGGAUCAAAUCCUGGUUUUGUAGCACUUUGCUUACGAAUGUGUAUUGGAUUCUUCCCAGAUCUCUUAAUUUAGUUUAUAAAUAACCAAGAUAAUGAUUUCCCCCCUGCUCUUUAUACAGAGAUUUAAAGCAGAAGUUGGUUUUCUCAUCCACUAAUUAAAGCAUAAAAUAUCAAGUAAUAAGUUAAUAUAGUAUUAUUGUCACAAUGCUUUGGUUAAGUGUUGAAAUGAAGCAAGUUUUAGGAGUUAUUUUAAAUGAUGGAAAAUUAACAAUCCAAGAGUGAAAAUCUUUCGGUAAGCAGUAGAUGGUGCUACUGGCUCUCAUUUGCUGACUUGAUUGUUCUGUUUCCCAUAAAAACCAUGCCAUUAGACUUCAUUAAAAGAGUAAGCAUGUGUUAGUUGGCUGGUAGAGGCUUUGGAGGUCAGUUUACUUUACAUCGAAAGAUUUUACAUUGCUCUUUCUGCUUGUGUUAUUUGUAAAUGGUAAAGGGUGAGCAUAAAAUGUAUUGGCUGGGAGAAGACAGGUUUAGUGUAUAAUAUAUCUCAGAUUAAGUUACUGCCUGGCUUAUCAGGAAAGAUAAAACACUACAAUCUCUUAUCUUCAGGAAAUACAGAUGAUGUGGAUAUUUAUAUUUUACAUGUAAUCACCAGACUCCAUUUUAUGUAUUAGCAUUUUCCUUGCUUAUGGGAAAAUAGCAAAAUGACAUUUCUUUUAUACCUUUGUGUACACCCUCUCUGAGAGAGGUUUUGAUAACCACUGAAAUGGUGAAAUGUGAGAUACAAUUAUUAAGUUAGUUGUAGGACUUUCUUUUCAAAUAAGUAUGUCAUACCUUAAACAUCCAAAUGAGAGUUGAUCUUCAGAGUGGUUCCUGUGGGAGCAUUAUUCUUUCUAGCUAUGCUUUGAGGGUGUAAUGUUUUUGGAGCAUUUUCAGAGAUGCCUUGAGAAUUGGUUUAUGACUAUGCAAGAAAAUCUAUUUCAUCAUUUUAGUUGCACCGAAGACUUUUUUGGCAGCUUAGUAAGACCUAGCUCAUUCACCAAACUUAACUCUACUUUGCUUUUUUCUUAGAACUAAACCAUUAGAGAAGUUCAAAAAACUGCCAUAGGCUCUGAAUUUGCAGAAGAGAAUGUUUUCAGCAUUGGUAGCACCAUUUAAUAAAGGAAUAGUUUCCUGAUGUCUCUACUUUGAAGUACACAGUGUCAUUUGGAUGUAUAGGUUUUAUUUAAUUUUUACAAAUUUAGUUUAAUUACCUUAUUGUUAAAUAUAAUAAUUAAAAAAUCAAGGUCUGUCUCUUGUUUUCUACUUUCGUUCCUUUCCCUGAUAGCUUCUGAGUUUUAUCUCAACUACUAUAAGAUAAUUUUGAUUGAAGGGACAGUAUGAAAAAAUGGAUCCAAUAUUUAAUUUAGAAGUAGCUUAAGAUAACAAUAGCCUUUACCUUUGUCCUUUUUUUUUAAACAUUAUUUUCACUCAAAUGAAAAGACUGCAGAUCAUUGUACAAAGAAAUUGGAAUAAAUUUUAUAUAAUAAUUAUGCUGAAUGUUAAACCUGUGUAUCACAGAUAAAAUAUUUAAAAUUGUAUAAUCAUUUCAUAUAUCAUUUAUAACUUUAAAAUUUUUGAAUGUCUUUUUAAAAGAUAUGGGACCAUAAGUAUAUUUGUAACUUGAAAAUGUGACUGCAUACCAAGGGGAAAAGUUAUUUUGAAACUUUUCUGAAAUAUUAAAGAAUAUACCAAUUUUUAGACAUGCUAUUCUAGAUCCACUCCUAAAAUAAUUUAAAUAGUAGAGUUUUGUCAUAAUGUUAAGAUUCACCCACAGCAAUUACUGUUUUUCAGUUUAAUGGUGUAUGAUAUUACUAGAGGUAAAGAUACCUUAAGAUUUAUUGGAAAAAUUUAAUUUUAAGGUAUAGUAACAGUUCUGACUACAAACAAUUUAAACUUUUAAGAUGUUCCUAACAAGUUAAUCAUAGAGAAUAAUUUAUUGUAAAGGUAUAAUACUAUGUUCCAUGUCUGCCACUUAUAGCUGAACAAAACCUAAAUUUUGACAAAAGACAGGAAAUGCAUAUUAAAAUAUUGAAUAAUCUCA
Messenger RNA from Herpailurus yagouaroundi (jaguarundi), 5524 nucleotides. RefSeq names its product MOB kinase activator 1B (gene MOB1B). The record is from RefSeq and is a predicted model, not a curated record. Bases 332 to 982 code for a protein of 216 amino acids. The transcript is spliced from 6 exons. NCBI's taxonomy places the organism in Eukaryota, Metazoa, Chordata, Mammalia, Carnivora, Felidae.